AUGGAUUCGUUUAUCCUCAGUACUCUAAAAUGUCCUAUAACACUUGAAUUAUUUGUUGAUCCAGUUGUUGCCAAUGAUGGUCAUACUUAUGAACGAUCAGCGAUUAUUAAAUGGGUAAAAAAUCAUAGUAGAACAAGUCCAAUAACUCGUCAAACAAUUAAUAUAGAUCAGUUAAAACCUAAUCGAGUUGUAAAACAAUUAGUUGAUCAAUAUCGUACUAUAUCAACACCACAAAUAGGAAAAGCAUUAAUUCUAUUUUCUGGUAAUGGAACGUUAUUAAAUACAGAACAACAAAUACUUAUCAAAAGAUUAUUUCAAAAUGAAAAAAAAUUUUUAUUAAUAUACAAAGCAAAUGUCAAUGGUUUUGAUUCGGAUGAUUUUCAUCGUUAUUGCGAUAAUCGUGGUGUUACACUUACUUUAAUUCAAAUACAUAAUCGUUUACGUAUAAAAAAACGUGCUUCAAUCUUUGGUGGUUAUACAACAAUACCAUGGUCUUCUCAAUCUGGUUUUUAUCGUGAUCCACAAGCUUUUUUAUUUCUUCUUAAUCAAGAACGUAUUACUCGUUUUAAUUUACGAUCACAAGAUGAAACAGCUGUCUCACAUUAUGCUUCAGCAGGACCCGUUUUUGGUUUAGAUGAUAUUUAUAUUUGUGAUCGACCUAAUGAAAAUAAUUUUAGUUAUUCAAAAUUUCCACAUUCUUAUGAAGAUCUUAAUAAAAAUGGAAAAGGACAAAAAACAUUUUCAAAAUCAAAAUAUUUCUUAGUUGAUGAAAUUGAAGUUUAUAUGGUUAAUAUGUAA
Messenger RNA from Rotaria sp. Silwood2, 798 nucleotides. The record is from the annotation of a GenBank genome assembly. NCBI's taxonomy places the organism in Eukaryota, Metazoa, Rotifera, Eurotatoria, Philodinida, Philodinidae.